Zootoca vivipara (common lizard) is the source of this 2752-nucleotide messenger RNA. It is a transcript of the gene XCR1, whose product is annotated as X-C motif chemokine receptor 1. Gene Ontology annotation, biological process: cell chemotaxis; G protein-coupled receptor signaling pathway; positive regulation of cytosolic calcium ion concentration. NCBI's taxonomy places the organism in Eukaryota, Metazoa, Chordata, Lepidosauria, Squamata, Lacertidae. Gene Ontology annotation, cellular component: external side of plasma membrane; membrane. Gene Ontology annotation, molecular function: C-C chemokine receptor activity; C-C chemokine binding. The record is from RefSeq and is a predicted model, not a curated record.
UCUUGCUUGGAGGUGUUUUUAUCCACAGCUUCAGAAGUGGACAAGCCCAUCCAGAAGAUGGACCCGACGGAAUAUAUGCUUGAGGAAAACUCAGAUUAUGAUCCAGGAAAUUAUCCUUCACUCGAGUCUAAUGUGUGUGAGAUGGGUACUGUUUCCACAGUUACGAAUAUGUUUACCAGCAUCCUGUAUUCUCUCAUUUUUCUCCUCAGCCUGCUAGGAAAUAGCCUUGUCUUGUGGGUCGUAAUGAAAUACGAAAGCCUCACCUCCUUAACAAACCUCUUCAUCGUCAACCUUUGCAUCACUGACUUGGCUUUCUCUUGCACGCUCCCUUUCUGGAUUGUGUACAAUUAUUACGGAUGGAUUUUUGGCGAUUUCCUCUGCAAAGCUGUGACCGCCAUUUUCUCUAUCAGCUACUAUGGUGGUGUCAUCUUCCUGACCAUAAUGACAGUCCUCCGGUACCUGGCUGUGGUGGAUCCCUUGUCUUCAUUGAGAACUCAGACGAAAAGGUGCGGAAAACUGUUGAGCUUGGCCAUUUGGGUGUGCAGCGUGUUAGUUGUGGUUCCUGAGAUUCUUUUUACCCAUGUAAUACCUCACAAUGGCAUACAGUACUGCGACUACGAAGAAGCAUCUAUUUGGAAGCUGGUGGAAUUGGGCCAGCAAUCUGCCUUCUUCCUAUUUUCCUUCACGAUCAUUGCAUUUUGUUACAUAAGGAUGCUUAAGAUCUUGCUUCGACAGCGGUCUCAAAGGAGGCACCGAACCGUAAGGCUCAUAUUUGCUAUAGUGCUGGUCUUUUUCCUGAGCUGGGCACCUUAUAACGUGCUUGGUUCUGUGUACGUUUUGUCCUCUCAGCGGUACAUUGACCUACCCUGCGAAUCAUACAGGCAAGUUUUCUUUGCUUUCGACAUCAGCCGCAAAAUAGCCUAUGGCCACUGCUGCCUCAACCCGGUGCUCUACGUCUUCGUCGGAGUGAAAUUCAGACGGCACCUGAAACUCCUGUACAAGCAUUAUUCUCCUUGCCACAGCAGGAUCCCACCUUCCAGCCCCAGAGCUCAUUCUUUUCACAUGAGCCCCUACGAGGAUGCAUCAAUGUACUGAGUCAAAGGCCACCUGAAAAAGGAAGAGUCUGACUGACCCAGCCAGCUGAACAAAUAGAUGAACGACCACAACAACAACUGUCAAUUUGCAACAUCGUCAUCAUCUUCUCCAGAGGAGGGGAGAGAAGAUCAUGCUUGGAAUUGCUUCUGUUUUGCCAAUAGCAAAUAUUGGAGAUCAGUCUUUACCUCUGCUAAAAUUUUAAGAACUAUAAAUAAGAAUCUGUUUCCAUGCAGGAUAAAUUGACAGUCUUUUUGUUUUCAAAUACAGUGGAACCUCGGUUUAUGAACACCUCGGUUUAUGAAUUUUCGGUUUAUGAAUGCUGCAGAUCCAUCUGGAAUGGAUUAAUUCACUUUCCAUUACUUUCAAUGGGAAAGUUCGCUUCAGUUUAUGAACGCUUCAGUUUAUGAACAGACUUACGGAACCAAUUACACCCAUGCUUUGGGUUAAGUACACUUCAGGUUGAGUACUCCGCGGACCCGUCUGGAACAGAUUAAUCCACUUUCCAUUACUUUCAAUGGGAAAGUUCGCUUCAGUUUAUGAACGCUUCAGUUUAUGAACAGACUUCCGGAACCAAUUGUGUUCAUAAACCGAGGUACCACUGUAGUCAAAUAUUACACUAAUCCCUGAAAUGUUUAAAUGACCCAGGUAUUGUGUGUGAUAAAUCAAAACUUGAGAUAUUAGUAGCAAGGUGUUUCCAGGCAAGGGAGGGCGGGGUUAAUGUUGUAAAUAUGUCGCUAAGAUAUUGAAUGGGUGUUGCAGCAACAUGUGUCGCUAUUUUUUAACUAACCGGGGGUUUUUUUCUCAGAAAGGCUAAAUCCAGGUGAGAUGGUGGUGGGGAGGAGAUGCAGGUUGCCAUUUUGAUGCCAAGAAACCUGCAAAAACUUGCAUACACGAGGAGCUCCCAUCCCACAAUAAACAGCCAUUUGCAAUUGCACAUUUGACCCAACAUAGCUACAAACACAUAGAAACACCCGGACAUGCAUUCAAAUCUUGCAUGCAGAAAUUAGGAGGAGCACAGUUUUGUCUAUGUGCUGUUAUAUGUGGACAAAUUUGAAGAAGGGGAGGUGCUAUAGUUUGGUGGUAGAAGCAGAUGUUUUACAUGCAAAAGGUUUCAUGUUCAGUGCCUGGCUUUUUCAGGCAGGGCUGGUAAGAAGACCACUGUCUGCAGAAGUGCUUUCUGUUAAUGUAGACAAUGCUGAGCUAAAGCGAAAGACCAACUGUCCGACUCAGUAUAAGGCAGUUUUUUGUUUUCCAAAUGUAGGCUGAAGUUUUCAUUCAGAGUUAAGAUAAGGGUCUGACCAUUAAGAAAACCAACUACUAAUUUGCAGCACAGUUGUUGAAAUAUGCCCCUCUUUGGGUCCACUUGGAAAUGGUGGCAAACCUUUCCACAAUAUAACCUCUUAAAACUUGUUUAGUUCUACAGUGAUGCAGUAUACUGUAUAUAGAGUUGCUACGAAACCUUCAUUUUUAUUUUUAUUUUAAAACAAGAUCUGUAUUUUUGCAUUAUGAAACCCUGAUAAUUGUAGAAAGCUGUUCAUUUCAGAUUUAAGUCAUUUUAACCUUCACAGUUUCCAUAAUGAAAAGGGUUUAAAACGUAUACUCCAUAAGUACAAUGAACAAGUAAGUGAAAAUAGCAUUAUUUAAUAAAUUGCAUUGC